ACAUGUUUGGUGCUAAAAGUGUUGACAAUGACAGUUAUUAUAACAGUGGUGUUAAUAUUUGUUGGAUUUGUGUUCCUGGUCCUACUUCAUGUUUGUUUUUCCGAGAGAGCUAGGAGAGGAUCAAUGGUUGAGAGGAGAGCAAAUGGGGGAAGAAGCAUGUCUAUAGAUGACUUGGAGAAGCUUCCAUGUUAUGAUUAUGUUGACAAUUCCAAAGGCAACAACACAAGCAGCCCUGUGGAUUGUGCAGUUUGCUUGGAGAACCUAAUCACAGGAGAUAAGUGCAGAUUCUUACCUGUGUGCAAGCAUAGUUUUCAUGCCCAAUGUGUGGACGCAUGGCUUCUAAAGACACCCAUUUGUCCAACUUGCAGGUGUAAUGCUCAUUCUCAUAGUGGAAACCAAGUUGUAGGUAACAACAAUGACUACUCUGUUGCACCAAAUAGUGGGUCUAGGGAGAGCCAAAGUCAGCAACAUGACAAUAUGGUUUUGGUGCAGUUGAGAGAAAGCCAAGAAAAUGUUCCAUCCAGAAAUGUUGACAGAGAAAAUCCAACAUUAGGAAGUCACAACUUGGUCAGAGAGGAGUAGAAUCAAGAGAGCACCUAGUAGAUUCAAUUGGAAAUCAGAUAUCAGCUACCACUUUGCUUCAAGCUGCAGAAAUUUGCAGCUUUGUGAGAGGUCAAAAUGAGUAUUGUUGAGAUAUUUGAAGAAUGAUGAACGAUGAGUCUUCUAGUGUUAUCAUAGUUAUAUAUUAUGCUGUUUUGCUCCAUUUGGUUGUUUUUUUUUUCGUUCUCUUUUUAAUCUUUCAAGCACAAGCAUCUCGUUGAUUGCACGGUAGAUUAUUGAAUUGUUAACUGAAGUAAAACUUCCUUGAUCUCUGGUAAAAAUAAUUUUGGUUCCUACU
Glycine soja is the source of this 898-nucleotide messenger RNA. Its product is annotated as RING-H2 finger protein ATL56-like. The annotation marks the transcript as partial. The record is from RefSeq and is a predicted model, not a curated record. The transcript has a single exon. NCBI's taxonomy places the organism in Eukaryota, Viridiplantae, Streptophyta, Magnoliopsida, Fabales, Fabaceae.